AUGGACGAUCGACAGUUGGACUUCACACGAACGAUGGAUGUCCGGAGAUGGUCAACGUACGAAAGUAGAUUGCCUGCGGUCGACAUCAGCGACAAAACAAUUAGAGAAGAGCUGCCGCUAAUGGAAGCCGGUACAAGCACCGACAUCCCUCGACCAGCCUUCGGGUCGAUGCCCUUCUUUCCAGCGUCCGCUUCCGAGGGUCCCGAUAUAUGUGCCUACAUCCUAACAACCAUCUCGAUCCUCAUAAUUAUGAUGACAUUCCCUUUUUCACUUAUUUUUUGCAUAAAGGUUGUUCAAGAAUACGAGAGAGCAGUCAUAUUCAGAUUGGGUCGAUUGCUACGAGGAGGUGCCAAAGGUCCAGGUAUCUUCUUCAUAAUACCGUGCAUCGACACCUACUGUAAGGUGGAUCUUCGUACCGUGUCAUUUGACGUUCCUCCGCAGGAAGGGCAAGCUGACCCGUUCCGUGCUGAGACGGCGCCUGCAUAUCUAUCGGCGUUCAUCCCAACUGAACCGCCCCCGCCGUUAGCGGAGGACGUAUACUAUGGGGUGCCACCCUUAACAAAUACAUACGCAUGGAUUUUGUCCAAGGAUUCAGUGACAGUGGCGGUGGAUGCCGUGGUAUACUACCGCAUCUCAAACGCCACCAUUGCCGUCUCCAACGUGGAGGAUUACGGACACUCGACGCGACUGUUGGCGGCCACUACACUGCGUAAUGUCUUGGGUACCAAAAACCUGUCGGAAAUCCUCUCUGAAAGAGAGUCGAUCAGUCACGUGAUGCAGGCAAGUUUAGACGAAGCAACCGACCCCUGGGGUGUCAAAGUGGAGCGAGUUGAGAUAAAAGACGUUCGUCUGCCAGUACAAUUACAGAGGGCUAUGGCGGCUGAAGCCGAAGCUGCCCGAGAGGCUAGAGCCAAGGUGAUCGCCGCCGAGGGAGAGCAAAGAGCCUCCCGGAGCCUGAAGGAGGCCGCUGAGGUGAUCGCGGACACACCGUCAGCGUUGCAACUGCGUUAUCUGCAAACGUUGGCGUCGAUUGCGGCAGAAAAGAACUCCACCAUCGUGUUCCCCAUACCAAUGGAGCUGUUCUCCGGUUUUAUUGCUCACGAUCAGAGACACGAGACUCACCAUCAUGAAGGAGGGCCCAGCCCUCCUAUGGCACCGCCGUUGGAGAAGAAGGAACCGAUAGCAUAG
Messenger RNA from Galendromus occidentalis (western predatory mite), 1188 nucleotides. Its product is annotated as band 7 protein AGAP004871. Gene Ontology annotation, cellular component: plasma membrane. The transcript is spliced from 9 exons. The coding region runs from base 1 to 1188 and encodes 395 amino acids. The record is from RefSeq and is a predicted model, not a curated record. NCBI's taxonomy places the organism in Eukaryota, Metazoa, Arthropoda, Arachnida, Mesostigmata, Phytoseiidae.